Prunus armeniaca (apricot) is the source of this 270-nucleotide messenger RNA. Lineage: Eukaryota; Viridiplantae; Streptophyta; Magnoliopsida; Rosales; Rosaceae. The record is from the annotation of a GenBank genome assembly.
AUGCCUCCAAAGAAGAAUAAUAGAAGCAAUAACAUGACUUCACAAGACGGGCUAGAACAUGCCAUCCAUGCCAUGAGGGAGACCCGAAGGGAGAUGGCAGACACAAUCAAAGAGCUGAAAAGUUCAGUUUCUAAGCCAAGGGAAGAAAACGAGAGACUUCAACAAGAGGAGUCUGCUGCUGCCAGAAAAGGGUCUGAACAAAAGGGACCAUCUUUUGUCACCCAAGAAGACACCAUUGCUAUGCUAGAAAAGGAACCAAGUCGAAGCUAG